This is a messenger RNA of Gryllus bimaculatus (two-spotted cricket), 1128 nucleotides long. NCBI's taxonomy places the organism in Eukaryota, Metazoa, Arthropoda, Insecta, Orthoptera, Gryllidae. The record is from the annotation of a GenBank genome assembly.
CGAUAUUUCACUGGUCUUAUCGCCCCUGCGCAGUGGCAAACACCAGCAAACACGUGUUACAGAACGGCGUCAGUAAAGUGGAUUGAAUUUUAUCAUUGUGUCAGUUUCGUGUUUGUGCCACGAAUAAUUCUUGAAAAUAUUAUUUGCGCUGUCUCAUUCGUCUCCAACUAAAUUAAGCUGCGAUUUCUUUUCUUGAAGAUUAGUGUAGAUUUUAUAUAGUGAUGGGGAAAAAAAGGAAGCUUGGAGAACCUGAAAAUGAAACCGAAUUCGAUCCGCCUCCUGCUCAUUUAGAAGUUAAACACCUUAAACACCAGGAAAAACGUUUAAUUAUUGUUUUGGAAGGAGCCCAAUUGGAAUCUGUGAAGGUUGGAGAUAAUUUUCAACUGUUGAAUUGUGAUGAUCAUGCAGGCUUCCUACGCAAAUUCGAUAGAGAGCCAGGAUCAUGUAGACCUGAUAUUACCCAUCAGUGCCUUUUAAUGUUGAUGGAUAGUCCAUUGAAUCGUGCUGGUCUUUUGCAGGUUUAUAUUCACACAGAAAAGAAUAUACUUAUUGAAAUCAACCCCCAAACUAGGAUACCUCGCACAUUCAAGAGAUUUGCUGGUCUGAUGGUUCAACUUCUCCACCGCUUUAAUGUGCGAGCUUCUGAUGCAAACAUGAAACUGUUAAAGGUUAUUAAGAAUCCUAUAACAGAUCAUUUGCCUGUAGGCUGUAAGAAAUAUGGUACUUCAUUUUCUUCAACAAAACUAAUUAAUCCUCGUGAAUUAGUUUCUACUGAAGAUCCUGUUGUUGUAAUUGUAGGAGCAAUGGCUCAUGGAAAGGUUGAUGUAGAUUAUGUAGAAGAGACAUUUUCUUUGAGCAAUUACCCAUUAUCUGCUGCACUAACUUGUACAAAACUAUGCUCUGCAUUUGAAGAUGUUUGGGGUAUUGUAUGAUACAAAUGCAUUUUGUAUCAGAAGAAUUCAUUGAGGACAUGUACGCAUUAAAUUUGAGUCUGUGUUUGUAAGAUAAAAUGACAAUUUGAUAUUCGUCUAUUUGUGCAAAAUAGAAUCAACUGUUCUUGUUUGUAAUAUAUAAAGCUAUAGGAUUAAGAACUGGCUAUAAUAAAGUGAAAUUUUAUAAACUUAUUAA